Messenger RNA from Ctenopharyngodon idella (grass carp), 1070 nucleotides. Its product is annotated as macrophage mannose receptor 1-like. Lineage: Eukaryota; Metazoa; Chordata; Actinopteri; Cypriniformes; Xenocyprididae. The record is from RefSeq and is a predicted model, not a curated record. The transcript is spliced from 14 exons. The coding region runs from base 117 to 1055 and encodes 312 amino acids. Gene Ontology annotation, molecular function: signaling receptor activity.
ACAUCAAAAGAGUUCAAGAAAACAAGACACAUCUCUUAUAUACUAUCCAGCAGAAACACUCAGUUUGCUGUUCGGAACACAGAUUUCCUGAGAGUUCCUGUGUUCUUUGAGAAACGAUGGCGGUCUGGACUGUCUACCUGUCUCUCUGUCUUCUGGUAGCUUUGAAUGCUUCAGUGGAAACCCGUCCUGUUGAAAGUAAACAUUGUGGCGUCUGUAAGGAAGGAUGGUCUGCCUUUGGAUGCAGAUGCUUCAGGUUUUUCAGUUCCCAUUACACGUGGGCUGGAGCCGAGAAAUACUGUUUGUACUAUAAUGGGAACCUUGCUUCUGUACACAGCCAUGAGGAGUACAUGUUUAUACAGAAGCUGGUUAGACAGGCAACUCAUGCCACAACACGUGCCUGGAUCGGAGGCAGUGAUGCCGCUGAGGAGGGAGUUUGGCUCUGGAGUGAUGGAACCAAAAUGAUCUAUCAAAUAUGGUCGCCUGGAAAUCCCAGUAAUUAUCUUGGAAAAGAGCACUGCCUUGAGAUGAACUAUGGCAAUGGCAACUGGAAUGAUGACAACUAUCUGUCUCAAACAAUGGUGGUCUGGACUGUCUAUCUGUCUCUCUGUCUUCUGGUAGCUUUGAAUGCUUCAGUGGAAACACGUCCUGUUGGAGGUAAAGAAUGUGGCGCCUGUCAGGCAGGAUGGUCUGCCUUUGGAUGCAGAUGCUUCAAGUUUUUCAAUUCCCAUUACACGUGGGCUGGAGCCGAGAAAUUAUGUUUGGCCAAUCAUGGGAACCUUGCUUCUGUACACAGCCAUGAGGAGUACAUUUUCAUAAAGAACCUGGUUAGACGCACAACUCAUGCCACAACACGUGCCUGGAUCGGAGGCAGUGAUGCUGCUGAGGAGGGAGUUUGGCUCUGGAGUGAUGGAACCCAAAUGAUCUAUCAAAUAUGGUCGCCUGGAAAUCCCAAUAAUUAUCUUGGAAAAGAGCACUGCCUUGAGAUGAACUAUGGCAAUGGCAACUGGAAUGAUGACAACUGUUCUGUAAAGAAGCCCUUUGUGUGUGCGUACUGAACCAGCAUGUGAAGA